AUGACCGCGCAAGAUAAAAGGGUGGCUAAGGGCUCUGCCCGCAAGGCGCCCGCGUCGCAGACGCGUCUGGCGGGCGCUUGCCUCGCGGACCAGGCGGCCGAGCAGGCUGUGAUCGCGGCCGAGGCGGAUUGGCUCGGGCGGCUCUGCGACUUCGGCCUGGCCGCUAUCGGGCUGACGGCGCCCGCGACGCAGCCGUCCGCGUCUGGCCGUCCUGUCCUCAUCGGCACGACCGAGUACAUGGCGCCGGAGAUCAUCCGGAUGCUCGAAUCGUGCGGGCAGGCGGUCGACCUGUGGGCGCUUGGCGUGCUGCUGUACGAGAUGGCGCCGUGGUACCACAAGGAGGCGAAGGAGCUGCAGCGCAAGAUCGUGCACACGAAGCCGAAGCUGCCUCCUGACCGCUGUGGGCCUCCCCAGACCUCCUCUUGCCUAUGGGAGUACCCCUCUCAGUCUACUUCCUAG
Molecule: messenger RNA, 459 nt
Organism: Emiliania huxleyi CCMP1516
Lineage: Eukaryota; Haptophyta; Isochrysidales; Noelaerhabdaceae
Exons: 5
Coding region: 1-459 (152 amino acids)
Biological process (GO): protein phosphorylation
Molecular function (GO): ATP binding; protein kinase activity
Source: RefSeq, a predicted model, not a curated record